Messenger RNA from Daucus carota subsp. sativus, 2400 nucleotides. RefSeq names its product probable E3 ubiquitin-protein ligase ARI7. The transcript is spliced from 15 exons. Lineage: Eukaryota; Viridiplantae; Streptophyta; Magnoliopsida; Apiales; Apiaceae. Bases 288 to 2048 code for a protein of 586 amino acids. The record is from RefSeq and is a predicted model, not a curated record. Gene Ontology annotation, molecular function: ubiquitin protein ligase activity; ubiquitin conjugating enzyme binding; zinc ion binding. Gene Ontology annotation, biological process: positive regulation of proteasomal ubiquitin-dependent protein catabolic process; protein polyubiquitination; ubiquitin-dependent protein catabolic process. Gene Ontology annotation, cellular component: ubiquitin ligase complex; cytoplasm.
GCGUUUUAGACGGUUUUUCAGAUCUAAACUCAACGCAAUCUAAUAUUUUCUUGUGAAAAUCAAAAUACUGAAUUAUCAUACCCUAAUACUCAGGUUUAUUUUAGACAUUACUUCCGGGGUUUGUGACAUACUAGCCCUUUUAUAUGCAGAAAUUUGGACUAAUUGUUUGUGUUGAAACCCAGUAUUAUUUGAUUUGAUUUCCACAGUACAGUGGUAUUAGGCUUAAUCAAAACCCCCAAACAAAAAGCCUCCACACCUAACCCUAAUUUAGCUUUGGACUGAAAGGAAUGGACUGGGAUGAAGAAGAUAUGCACGAUGCUGCCAAGUCCUUGUACAGUAACACCAGUGAAGAUGACGACGACGACGACUACGCUGCUGAUUAUGUGUUCGAUAACGAUUCCGAUGAUGCCGAUGAAGACAAUGAUUCUCGUAGCUUCUCUGCUAAUCGUCACCAGAAAAACUAUACUGUUAUGAAGGAAGAAGACAUACGCCAACGUCAGGAAGAUGAUAUUGCCAAAAUAUCCACAGUUCUUUCAAUACCAAGAGUUUCUGCAUGCAUGCUACUUCGCCACUAUAAAUGGAAUGUUAAUAAUGUACAUGAGGCAUGGUUUGCGGAUGAAGAUAGAGUUCGCAAGGCUGUUGGUCUAGUGGACGAACGAGCUGUUAAAUGUCAAAAUUACAGAGAACUGACAUGUGGAAUCUGUUUUGAAUCCUAUCCGACUCGUAAGAUGAAUGGUGCUGCUUGUGGCCAUCCUUAUUGUCGUACAUGUUGGGCAGCAUAUAUUAGCACAUCUAUCAAUGAUGGCCCGGGUUGUUUAACACUAAGGUGUCCAGACCCAUCUUGUGAUACUGCUGUGAGUCAGGAUAUGAUCAAUACAUUAGUGUCCGGUGAAGUUAAGGAGAGGUAUUAUCGUUACCUACUUCGUUCUUAUGUUGAGGAUAACAGAAAGUUCAAGUGGUGUCCUGCUCCAGGAUGUGAUUGUGCUGUUGAAUUUGAUGUUGGAAGUGGAAGCCAUGAUGUAUCAUGUCUUUGUUCAUAUAGCUUUUGUUGGAAUUGUACAGAGGAAGCUCAUCGUCCAGUGGACUGUGGGACUGUGGCCAAAUGGAUAUUAAAAAAUACAGCAGAAUCUGAAAAUAUGAAUUGGAUACUUGCUAAUUCGAAGCCCUGUCCCAAAUGUAAGAGACCAAUCGAAAAAAACCAAGGUUGCAUGCACAUGACCUGCACGCCACCGUGCAAAUUUGAGUUUUGCUGGCUGUGUCUUGGUGUCUGGUCUGAUCAUGGUGAGAGAACUGGUGGCUUUUAUGCAUGUAAUCGUUACGAAUCAGCCAAACAAGAGGGAGUGUAUGAUGAAUCUGAGAAGAGAAGGGAGAUGGCUAAGAACUCCUUAGAAAGAUAUACUCAUUAUUAUGAGCGGUGGGCAACCAACCAGUCGUCGAGGCAGAAAGCACUUGCAGAUUUACAUCAAAUGCAAACUGUGCAUCUUGAAAAACUUAGCGAGAAACAGAAGAUACCAGAGUCCCAAUUGAAGUUUGUGUUGGAAGCAUGGUCACAGAUUGUCGAAUGUAGGCGAGUUUUGAAAUGGACGUAUGCAUAUGGUUUCUACUUGCCAGAGCACGAGCUUGCCAAAAGGCAGUUUUUUGAGUAUUUGCAAGGUGAAGCUGAGGCUAAUUUAGAAAGGCUCCAUCAGUGUGCAGAGAAGGAAUUACAGAAUUAUCUCGGUGAUGGUGCAUGUGAAGAUUUUAGUGGUUUUCGCACAAAACUGGCUGGAUUGACUAGUGUCACACGAAAUUACUUUGAAAACUUGGUUAGAGCACUGGAGAAUGGCUUAUCAGAUGUUAGUUCCAUAGGAGCCUCUAGCAAGACAACAAGCUCAAAAUUUGUUGCAGGGAGUAGCAAAGCGAAAAGUGGGAGAGGAAAAGGUUCUUCUCGGACGGGAGGAUCAAGCAAAGGCACUGAGGAUUCAGGCAGCUGGGCUUGUGAUCAUUGCACUUAUUUAAAUGUUUCCAGGUCUGCAACGGUGUGUCAGAUGUGCAGCCAACGCAGAUGAUUGGUUCAAUAUGAUACUUCAGGUUUAAAGAUAUCUCUUCAACAAAAAUUUCAAUGGAGUAAAAGGGAAGGGUACAAGAAAGUUUGUCUGAUGGUCAGAUUAGCUUGUGCGAAGAAGAAUCAUAGUAAUCUGAUCUGUGGUCGCUGCUUGUUUUGGGAAAGGGUCAAUAAAGAAAAACAAGAAACAGGUGCAAGGCUUUUGUAUAUGAUGUAUUUGUCCUUUUUGUGUAUAACAUCUAUCUUUUCAUUUGUAAUUUAAGGGUCAUGUGAACUGUUGUGACUUUCUAUGCGCCUUAUGUUGUGCCGUUGAGGAUAAUUAUAUAUAAUGAAUGCAGUUCUAUGUACUGGCUUUA